UUCGGUUUCACUCGGUGCCUGUCAAGGAGCUGACAGCGAUGAGGACGAGCCGAGAAAGCUCCUCAGACUGUAAGAAGUUCUCCAUAAAGUGCUGCUCUUGUGGUUUGGAUCUUUGGAAUGAUUCAUCCUAAAGCCAGUGAAUGGACAACAACAACUGACAACGCCUUCACUUCACCUUACUCUGCUAUUUCACCUGCGUCCACUCCCACUUUGCUCCGUCUGACCUUUUUUGACCCCUCCUGCUGCCUCACUAGCUGCCUGUCCAGUUUGGGGAAAGCUGUGCCCGGGCCUGGUGCCCUCCCCACCCUCAGUGGUGGCCAACGCUGAGUGUUGGCGUGCGAUGGCGCGGCGGGACGCUGAGGGUUGCUGCUGUGGACUGUGAUGUCAGAGCCCAGCAGCCCCGGCGAGAGCCAGCGCGGCGCUCCCAGAUUCUUCGUGGGCUGCGAGGAGGAUGAGAGCGAGGGCCUGGACGGCUACGGCAGCAUGAGGACUGACAUGGAGCUGUACGAGGACGACCAGGAGGCAGACUCGCCUCCUGAACGUCAGAUUGUGGUGGGGAUCUGCUGUAUGAUGAAGAAGUCCAAGUCCAAACCCAUGACUCAGAUCCUGGAGCGGCUCUGCAAGUUUGAGUACAUCACUGUGGUCAUCUUCCCCGAGGACGUCAUACUGAAUGAGCCGGUGGAGAAAUGGCCCCUCUGUGACUGCCUGAUCUCCUUUCACUCUAAAGGUUUUCCGUUGGAUAAAGCAGUGAGUUACGCGAAGCUCCGUAACCCGCUGCUCAUCAACGAUCUCAAUAUGCAGUAUUACAUACAGGACAGGAGGGAAGUGUAUCGCAUUCUGCAGGAAGAGGGGAUUGACCUGCCGCGCUACGCCGUGCUGAACCGAGACCCAGACAAACCUGAUGAAUGUAACCUGGUGGAGGGAGAGGACCACGUGGAGGUGAACGGCGAGAUCUUCCCCAAGCCCUUCGUAGAAAAGCCUGUGUCUGCAGAAGAUCACAAUGUCUACAUCUACUAUCCGACCUCAGCUGGUGGAGGCAGCCAGCGCCUCUUCCGAAAGAUCGGAAGCCGAAGCAGUGUGUAUUCUCCGGAGAGCAGUGUGAGAAAGACGGGAUCCUACAUAUAUGAAGAGUUCAUGCCUACAGACGGCACAGAUGUGAAGGUUUACACAGUAGGGCCUGAUUAUGCUCAUGCUGAGGCACGCAAAUCUCCUGCUCUGGAUGGCAAGGUUGAACGAGACAGUGAAGGAAAAGAAAUCCGCUAUCCUGUUAUGCUGACCGCCAUGGAAAAACUGGUGGCUCGCAAAGUCUGCCUGGCUUUCAAGCAAACAGUCUGUGGGUUUGAUCUUCUUCGGGCAAACGGACACUCAUACGUGUGUGAUGUGAACGGCUUCAGCUUUGUAAAGAACUCUAUGAAAUAUUAUGAUGACUGUGCCAAGAUACUUGGGAACAUUGUGAUGAGGGAGCUGGCUCCCCAGUUUCAAAUCCCGUGGUCCAUCCCCACGGAGGCAGAGGAUAUACCCAUAGUCCCCACCACAUCUGGCACCAUGAUGGAACUGCGCUGUGUGAUUGCAGUGAUCCGUCAUGGAGACCGCACACCAAAGCAGAAGAUGAAGAUGGAAGUCAGGAAUCCCAUGUUUUUUGAGCUGUUUGAAAAAUAUGGUGGUUACAAGACUGGCAAGCUAAAGCUGAAGAAACCCAAACAACUGCAGGAAGUGCUGGACAUUACCAGGCAGCUGUUGGCAGAUCUGGGGCAGCACAAUGACUGCGAGAUUGAAGAGAAGAAGUCGAAACUGGAGCAGCUCAAGACUGUUCUGGAGAUGUAUGGGCAUUUCUCUGGGAUCAAUAGGAAAGUGCAGUUGACUUAUCUUCCCCAUGGACGACCUAAGACUUCCAGUGAAGAGGAAGACACACGUAAGGAUGGUCCGUCCUUGCUGCUGGUUUUGAAGUGGGGGGGUGAGCUGACCCCUGCAGGCCGUGUGCAGGCGGAGGAACUAGGCAGAGCUUUCCGCUGCAUGUACCCCGGAGGACAAGGAGAUUACGCUGGUUUCCCUGGCUGCGGCCUGCUUCGGCUCCACAGCACCUAUCGCCAUGACCUCAAAAUCUAUGCCUCUGAUGAGGGCAGGGUGCAAAUGACAGCAGCUGCUUUUGCCAAGGGUUUGUUGGCGCUGGAGGGUGAGCUGACACCCAUCCUGGUGCAGAUGGUAAAGAGUGCCAACAUGAACGGCCUGCUGGAUAACGACAUAGAUUCUUUGAGUGGCUGUCAGCACCGCGUCAAGGCCAGGCUUCAUGAGAUCAUGCAGAAAGAUCAGUCUUUCAGUGAGGAAGACUUUGAAAAGCUUGCUCCAACGUGCAGCACCUCUCUGGUGAACUCUAUGAGGGCAGUUGAGAAUCCUGUGAGCACAUGUGAUAAAGUCUACAGUCUCGUCCAGAGCCUCACUUCACAAAUCCGCAAGAGACUGGAAGAUCCCAAAUCUGCAGAUUUGCAGCUAUACCACAGUGAGACUCUAGAGCUGAUGCUGCAGCGCUGGUCCAAACUGGAGAGGGACUUCCGCAUGAAGAGUGGCCGAUACGACAUCAGCAAGAUCCCAGAUAUUUAUGACUGUGUGAAGUAUGACGUGCAGCACAACAGCUCUCUGGGCCUGGAGGACACGCUGGAGCUGUUCACACUGUCCCGAGCUCUGGCUGACAUUGUUAUACCGCAGGAAUAUGGCAUUAACAAGGUAGAGAAAUUGGACAUAGCCUAUGCCUACUGUCUGCCACUGGUCAGAAAGAUCCAGCUGGACCUGCAGAGAACCCACGAGGACGAGUCUGUUAACAAGCUCCAUCCAUUGUAUUCCCGUGGUGUACUGUCCCCUGGCAGGCACGUGCGGACGCGGCUGUACUUCACCAGCGAAAGUCACGUCCACUCCCUGCUCAGCAUCUUCCGUUAUGGAGGCCUGCUGGACGAGGAGAAGGACCAGCAGUGGAAAAGAGCCAUGGACUAUCUGAGUGCAGUCUCUGAACUCAACUACAUGACUCAGAUAGUCAUCAUGCUGUAUGAGGACAACAACAAGGACCCCUCAUCAGAGGAGCGUUUUCACGUGGAACUGCAUUUUAGCCCAGGGGUUAAAGUGUGUGAGGAGGAGAAUGCACCGAUGGGCUUCGGCUUUCGCCCUGCUUCUUCUGAGAAUGACCAGAAGCAGCCCGACCCUGGCAGCUUGGAGAACCUUGUGCGGGACGAGCCGGACCGGGCCUUGCCUCUGUCCGAAUCAGUCAGCACUCAGCGCAGAUCCCCUCUGAUCCGAAACCGCAAGACUGGUUCCAUGGAGGUCCUGUCAGAAAGCGCGUCCUCUAAAGCAGGCAGCCAUCGCCUCUUCCCCUCCUGCUCACGUCAGUCUCCAGAGAUGAAGCAGAGUGGAUUAGGCUCUCAAUGUGCAGGGCUCUUCAGCACCACUGUCCUCGGGGGGUCCUCUAGUGCCCCCAACCUGCAGGACUACGCCCGCACACACCGCAAAAAAUUCUCCUCGGGCAGUCUGACCUAUAAAGACGAGUUGUUGUCUAUGCCGGCAGUAAAGCGAUUUUCUGUGUCGUUUGCAAAGCAUCCGACUAAUGGCUUUGAAGGCUGCUCCAUGGUGCCCUCUAUCUACCCGCUGGAAACACUGCACAACUCCCUUUCGCUUAAACAGGUGGACAAGUUCCUGACGACAGUGUGCGAGAACGCAGAGGAUUUGCACAGCAGGACCACCAGAGCUUUGUCAGCCAUGUUUGACUGUCAGAACCAGCCCUCGGUGGACUCCUACAUCCCCCAGAGAGUGCUUUCCUCCUCCGUUUCUCUGCGCCAGCGCUCCGAUCGCCCCCCUUGGUACAGCAGUGGUCCCUCCAGCACCGUGUCCAGCGCUGGUCCCUCGUCCCCCACCACAGCAGAUACCUCCCCUCGUUUCAGCUUCAGCGAGAAGGCGGCCCUCACCCCCCAGAGCAGUGAGGAGAUCCACCCAGCCUGCCCACCUUCCAGCCAGUCUGCUCCAGUCUCCUCAUUGCCUGCAAGCCCUCCCACUCACCCCAGCUCCCCCAGUGCCCUUCAGUCCCUUGAGGACCCCCAGCUCCCAAGCCCUGAUAGACCCAGCGACCUGGCUGUGGACAGCACAGACAGCCUGGAUGGCCCAGAACAUGAUCCGGCCUUGAAGGCGGACCCCAGCCCCCCUAGCUCUCCUCUGGCUGAUCUGAACCUGCGUAUGGAGCCAUUCUGUGGCCUGCCAGGCUCACUGCCUGUGCUGUUGGAGCUCCGGGAGAGCAGUUCAGAGGCUGGCUCCAGCGCCCAAACACCUCUGACCCCAGAAGAGCCUGAUGAAUUCUUUGACACCCAGGAGUCGGUAGAGGUGUGGAGGAGCAGCCCCAGGAACCUGCCACACCCCGGCACUCCUCUGGAGGUGGGAGCUCCACAUGUAUCUGAGCCCUGAUGAAGACCUGGAGCAUCUCACACAGCGGGUUCCAGUUCCAGUCAUGGAGGACACCAUUCUCUGCACUUUUUUAAUUAUUAUUUUUUCUUUUGCUCAUCUAGGCGUAGCUUUUGCUGGGUUUCCACUGGUAUACACUUUUCAAAAUCCAGGUUUUGCCCCCAUACUUUCAAAGUCAGCUAGAGGAUGUGGGGAAACCACUAAAUAUUGUUGGUCUGCUUUUCCAAGGUUACGCUACUAAUGAGUUCUGUCGAUACACACACCAUUACAGACUGAAAGGUGACUGUGUAUGUCGAUGAAGCACACUUCAUUUAACUAAUUAACAAGUUACUCCUGUGCUGUGGGCAUGUGUUAAACACUAUUGGAGCUGGAUUACUUUUACUAAAUGAGGUUCUGUAAUGUAAUUUGUUGCAAUUUGAUUGAUAGAUUUGUACAGGAUGAAAUAUCUGUGCAAUUUCCCCAAAUUACCACAGAUAGCAUGGAUUGAAAGCCUGAAUGUGCACUUACUUUAGCAUUACACAACAGAUGUCACACUCAACAACAGUAACAGCACUCAUGGCCAUAUCUGUUAGCAGGUUAUCUAUUAGCAGGUCUUUUUAUUCCUUUAUUAAGAGGACGGCUAUUAUUGAGAAAGCUGUGGGUUCAGCCAGUUAAACAUUGCAUUAAACUCCAAUUAUUACUAUCAGACUCUAAAAACUACACACACUGCAUAUUUAUACUGGAUUGAAAUCAUGAUCAUCCUCCCCAUGUGAAACUAAUUCAGCUCCAAUAGGGCUUUAAAGCAGUGAAAACAAAGUACAAAGCAUGGGUUCCUCAGGACUGGGAUUGGGAUCCACUGCCUCACACAAGCAGCUCUCUUGUUUAAAUGUGUGUCCUGCGCAUCUGCAGUGCUGAUCCGUGCUCUUGCUAUAGUGCCUCAGUGACGUCCCAUACAAGAUACAAGAUACUCAUACAAGACCCUAAAUGCAGAUAGCAGGCCGAGUAUAAGUUAAACGGUUAUAGAAAUGGAGGCCUUCUCUGUUUGUGGACUGUUUCUGUGAUUCAGCAUGUCUUACGUUUCAGUGUGAAGUCCUGGUGCUCAAAAAUAAGCAAGUGACAGAUUUUCAGUUUGAGGAUGCAUUACGUCGCUGUCGUAGCAAAACUUUGUAUCUCUGAUAAAACAAAAAGGAAAAAACGUUCUUAACGUGAACGUUUGUUAAUGUACUAAGACUUUAUUCUAGGUCAUUUUGAAUCAUUUCUAUUGGUCAAUUUGUCCUUCACACAAUGUAAAAGGGAGCUGAUGUGCUCCAUUGAUGUAAAAAAAACAACUAGUUUUUGUUAUGACAGCACCUGUUAAUUUAACAUAUACGUGUGCUCUGCCUUUGUGUGUCAGCUCUGUUACUGUUGCUACAAGUGCAAUAGCAAAAUGGCCAGUGAUCAAAGCUGUAAGGUGCACUGAAAAUCCAUGCUGUUCGAUGUUUCUUGGUGAACGUACUGCCCUACCUAUUUCCAACAAAAAAAUCCACCUGUCUCGUUGGCUGGUUCUGGUAUAUUUGAGACGGACUCUUCUGAGACAUUUUUUAAAAAUAUAUUUUCAUAAAGCACAUCAGGUCCUACCCAGCACUCCUUCAUGAAUUCUGUGUUGAUGCCGUUGGCUGCCAUUUUUCAUGCAUUUGGCAGACCACUCUUUCAUAUCAUUCUCUCAUAUAAAGGUGGAUUCCACCAGCUUUUCAAAAAUUCAGCAUAAUUCAGUUGAGAUGUAAAAUGGUUUGAUGUGAAAACUGGUUUAGUUUGAUAGUUCAUUGUAAAGAAACUUACUGACUCAGAUUUCUUCACAGUGGUGCUGACAGGAACCAAGGAUCAUGAUAUUUGAAGCAUAGCUGUUUUAUUUACUACCCAGAAUGCUUCAUGGAUCUACACGUCUUCUGAGUUUUUACAUGUAACGUUGAUAAAGAGAAAAUAUUGAUAAAUCUGAAAAAAUCUGAAAAGGUUUUGGGCCAAAAGCUUCUCAAAAACGACUGCAAAACAAUGACUGUGUUUACAUGCCCUUAAUAAUCUGAUAACUGCAGAAAAUCAGAUUUUGUCAGUAAUCUGAUAAAUGUGUUUACAGGCACUUGAGUAAUCAAACAAUGGUGACAGUCAAACGUGACGAAAUGUAACGUAAAACUCAAACUUCAUGCGGCGGCUCUUAAACAUCAACCCACUUUA
Molecule: messenger RNA, 6621 nt
Organism: Colossoma macropomum (tambaqui)
Lineage: Eukaryota; Metazoa; Chordata; Actinopteri; Characiformes; Serrasalmidae
Gene: ppip5k1a
Product: diphosphoinositol pentakisphosphate kinase 1a
Biological process (GO): inositol metabolic process; inositol phosphate biosynthetic process
Cellular component (GO): cytosol
Molecular function (GO): diphosphoinositol pentakisphosphate kinase activity; 5-diphosphoinositol pentakisphosphate 1-kinase activity; inositol hexakisphosphate kinase activity
Source: RefSeq, a predicted model, not a curated record